AUGCCGAAUAGUACAUCAUCCGGGAAUGUGAAGACUCCCAAAUCACGCACGAAGACCUUUACAGGCUGUUGGACCUGCCGGGCCCGCAGAGUCAAGUGCGACGACGAGCGACCGCACUGUCGUCGCUGCCGCCGAAGUGGCUGGCAGUGCCAGGGCUAUGGGUUGCGUCUAGGAUGGUCACAAACACCGGGCAGCCGUUCUCAUCGGCGUCAGAUAUGGUCAUCGACUCCACAGUCAACGCACGACUUGUCAUCGGCCGCUGUGACGGCCCUCUUGGCGGACUUGGACGGGUGCUCCGGCGACGGCAUCGCGCAGCAGCGGGGGCCCUUCUCGGUGUUCUCCGCAUCGACACCGAGCCCUAAAGACCCCAAACCUGCAGAAACACAGUAUAAUGUGGCCGAAUACUCGCCAUUACUGGUGAAUCGGUGCAUCUCGAUUCCACUUGUGGUGAAUGAAUCCUCCAGUCGCAGUGGAAGUAGCGCUCAAGCCUCCCCGGAACCGGUACAUGAAGAAAUCAAUUUUACAAUCACAUCCCCAUCAACCUCAUGCCAUGAACAAUGGCUAUCACCGAGACUAUCCGAGGAGGCCGCCAGAAUUGACAGUGAUCGUAUCAGAACUGCUUCGGCUGUCGGUCAUCGACGUCCGGAAAAUGGCCUUUCUCCGGAGAAGAAUAGUCAAAAAGACCUCAUGGGCCUAUCGUCUUCAUUAUUAUCAGACAUAUUCCCGGUUAUGGCAAUCAAUCCUAUCCAGCUUCCGAGGCCUGAAACGGAGCUUGUUCACCAUUGGGUAGUUUUCCUCAGUGGGAACAUGCUACUGAUAGAUACCCCUGACAAUCCAUGCCGAACGAUAUUCAUGCCAAUGGCUUUGAAAGGGCUCGAUGCCCCACCGUCAGAGCCCAAUAUCCAUCUCUCCAUCUUCCAUGCAAUUUGCGCGUCAUCUGCAUUCAGUCUAUUCCACCUUCGCCGAGACCCCCGAUAUCAGUCUUUGGCCAUGCAUCACGAUCAGCUUGCCUUGCGGCACUUGCGCGAAAACUUGCAACGAGCGAAGCGUCUUGACGAGCCCACUUUGGCCGCUGUUCUCUCCUGCAUCACGGCUGAGGCGAUGUCUGGACGACGAAGCCGUUGGAGAGCGCACGUUGCUGGCGGACUUGGUCUUUUGGAAAACGAAAUUCACGGCGGUUGGGUACGUGGCCCAACCGCCUCUCGCUUACUUCAGAGCUACCUGUCCCUCUCCUCUCUUUGCAGCUUACCUAUGUCAGCCCAGCUGAUGUCACUUCUCAAUGGGCCUUCCGAGCUUCGACAUUAUCUAGAACGAUCGCACGGCAUUACCGGCCCGUUGGUUCAGUUCCUGGCUCAUAUUACCUCCAUCAUCGACUCGAAAUCGCGGGUUCCUACAGAAGAGCUGGAUAAAUUAGAACUACAGCUCUAUCUCAACUUUCCAUGUCUAUCCAACCCUGAUGCUCCCGGAUCAAUCAUUAUCCAGCAUGCCUUGAACUCAUUUUAUUACGCCACAAUUGUCUAUUUCCGUCGAACCCUACGACGGGCACCGCUGUGCGAUGUGCAGGAAUUGGUUGAGAAGGCCAUUCAAGAACUAGAAGCCGUCGAUGUUCGAGGAGACGACAAAGGAGGCUGUGCUUAUAAUUGGGCCAGCUUUGUCGUCGCCGCUGAAUGUCAACGAGAGGAUUUGCAAGCUCGCAUGUUGGCUUCAUUUGACAGGAAGAGUCGGCACGGGAUCCAGAAUAUCAAUGUGCUUUGCGAGAUCGUUCAAACAUUAUGGCAACGGCGUGCUCGGGCCGGGCCUGGCCAAGAAAUCUAUUGGCAGGAGAUUGCACAAGAAGCGGACUUUGAUAUUAUGCUGGUCUAG
This is a messenger RNA of Penicillium macrosclerotiorum, 1863 nucleotides long. Its product is annotated as Zn(II)2Cys6 transcription factor. Gene Ontology annotation, biological process: positive regulation of transcription by RNA polymerase II. Gene Ontology annotation, cellular component: nucleus. NCBI's taxonomy places the organism in Eukaryota, Fungi, Ascomycota, Eurotiomycetes, Eurotiales, Aspergillaceae. The transcript has a single exon. The record is from RefSeq and is a predicted model, not a curated record. Bases 1 to 1863 code for a protein of 620 amino acids. Gene Ontology annotation, molecular function: transcription cis-regulatory region binding; DNA-binding transcription factor activity, RNA polymerase II-specific; zinc ion binding.